This is a messenger RNA of Volvox carteri f. nagariensis, 1875 nucleotides long. RefSeq lists its product as uncharacterized. The coding region runs from base 1 to 1410 and encodes 469 amino acids. NCBI's taxonomy places the organism in Eukaryota, Viridiplantae, Chlorophyta, Chlorophyceae, Chlamydomonadales, Volvocaceae. The record is from RefSeq and is a predicted model, not a curated record. The transcript is spliced from 10 exons.
AUGUUCAAGGGUACGUUGAGUUGUCUCCAUACAUUGGCAUACGUGAUAGCAUUAUCGGCUUUGGCGAUAGCUGCAAAUGAUUGGAGGGAAGGGCAUCAUCACGAGGCCUUGGUCCAGAGGCGCGAGGCAUUGUCCAUAACACCGGCGACUGUGGAUUGCCGUAACGGCUGGGAGUUCUUCCGUGCCUUGGCCAACCAGAGCAUCGAGCGCCUUCAGAUCAUAUCGAACAUUCAGCUUUACGACGCGGACUGGGGCACGGGGGGGCCUCCAUUAGUUUUAGAGCGGAACGUAUCGAUCGAGGGCGCGAACAAGGAACGCGAGCACUGGUUCAUCAUCAACAUAAACUUUGUUAAGUCCAAGGUGCAGCUGAGCUACGGUAUAUGGAUGCGUUUCUACAACCUGGUGCUGGUGCACGGGGCCACGGGACCUGUCUUCCAGCACAGGGCAGAACCAGUGAUGCCUUUUCGCAUGUUGCCUUCCAUUACGCGUCUUACUCGCCGGCGAAGUGCCCGGCAACCGCCGGUUGCUCCGCGAGCCAAGGCUUCCCUUGUGCAGCAGGUGCCCGGUCUGGACAUGGUGGCAGCCACCAACAUUACCAACGGCCAGAAAACCCCUGCUGUGCCGGGCGUGCUCCUGCAGAGCGUGGGCCUUUUCCAACGUACAUGCCUCCCCAUACCUGAGUCCCGCAAGCUGCUAGUCAACACUACGCGGCCUGACAUGGUCCCGGGGAAUCAGAGCUUCCACUUAAACCUGCCCCAGGACGGCUGCGAGGACAGCUGCACAGCGCACCCCCUGCGCCGUUGCUGGCCCCUGAUCGGAAAAUACGAUGACAUGGCCACUCAAGCCUACUACCUGGAUACCUCUAGCGGCAUGCCGCGGGAGGCGGGCUACAACAUCCACAUUCUUGGGGCUGACGUGCUGUGCGCAACAGUCAUGAAUGAGCAGUGCAUCAGCAGUGCCAACAGCUACAUCGGCUGCUUCUACCUGAUGUUCCCGCCGAACAGCACAGCAACCCUGCCGGGGUCUAACUUCCCCGUGCCGUGCACGGCGGGCCCUCCACCUUCACAAGCCUCGGGCAGCAUUAACAAGGCGCUGCUGGGGGCCGUUUUGGGUGGCGUGCUGGGAGGUAUCGCGUUUCUGGCUGCCGCUAGUGGCAUUGCUGUGUUGGCGUACCGAUGCCGGCAGCCCGCCGCGUGUGGCCAAGACGAAGGGGUGACGCGACCAAGGGGUGCUGUCAUGUGCGUCGACUCAGUCACUGCAAUGAUCGCCAGUGGAGGCAAAAUGAAGUCGAUUGCGCCCCGAGGAUUGCAUCCCCCUCGGCCGGGCCGGAUGUCCUGCUGGCCGAGCUUGUUGUUUGAACGAAGAGAGGGUUACGACGAACAUCUAUAUGCCAUGAUGGUUAACUGCUGAAGGUGUGUGUAGUGCUCUAACUGUCAAGUUGGCUAUGGGGUGUCAAGCUCGGAGUGUGGAAGGCAGGAAGGAUGAAUGGAUGGGUGGAUAAAUGGAUGAGGAGUCGGUGGGCACUCCAAAGCGAGCAGCAGAAUCUGCGUGCUGCUGGUGCGGCGACAGCUUGUGCGGACUUCUUAUCACCCAAGUCUAUACUACAAUUUCGCAUCACAGAAGUUGAAGUAGUCCAAGCAAUGCGUUCAAUACAACAGUUAUCGGAGGAUGCCUUAAGAACCUGUACGGUAAGUCACCCAUGUACGGUAAGUCACCCAUGCAUAACAAAACAUCAUGUGAUUAACUUGGACUGAAGGGAUACGUACAUGUUUAGGGUGUUAUAAACCACUCCAAGUACCCAGAUUCAUGCGCAACUAACUGCCAACUGGUUGGCACUGCUGUAUGUGUGUUGGGACAUUGUGGCGACCAGCAAAC